This is a messenger RNA of Didymodactylos carnosus, 1398 nucleotides long. The record is from the annotation of a GenBank genome assembly. NCBI's taxonomy places the organism in Eukaryota, Metazoa, Rotifera, Eurotatoria, Philodinida, Philodinidae.
AUGGAUGAAAUUGUAGUCCUAACAAAGGCAACUGAUCCAGUUUAUGGUAUCUGCAAUACUCAUGCCGGUCAGGACAGUACACCCAUUAAGGUGAUGUCUAGACGACGGUUUAAUCUUUCCCGUACAACACCAGGUGCAACACCAUUUGAUGAAGCACCAGAAUUUUGCCUCAACAAAGAUCUGAAAAAAAAAUUUCUUACUUCAAACUGUGAAACAGCGGGUGUUUAUGUAACACCACGUAAAGGUCGAUCAAUUCUUGUUGGCGUUCAAUUUGUUACCGCCGAUGAUGCACCCGAACGCGAUCCACUAACGUGUACGAUUGAAGGGAGUGAGUGCUCAACCGGUAAUCAAUUGACGAGAGGACAGAGCUGGGUACCGAUUUACCGUGGACCAACUGGUAUUAAUGCAAGAGAAACACCAGCUAGAAGUUCAUAUUGUGCUAUUCAACGAAUUAACAAUAAUGAACACGUCUAUAGAAGUUACCGGGUUAUCUUAGAAACAAAGCGGGUAUCAGCAGCAAGUUGUUGGCAAUUUUCAAGUGUAUUAUUAUUCGGAAAACUCGGUAAGUCAAAACCUUUUUCCUAAGGAAAACUGAUGUUUCAGACGGUUGUAUGGCCGAAUCUCGAAAACUCAAAACACAACAAAAAGAACGCAGAAUGCAUAAGGUCGAAAAUAAGAAUGUUGAAAAUCUGAAAUGUCGAAAAUGGAGAAUAGCAAACGGUAAAAAUAACGAAAAUGUCAGUUUUGGAAGCGGACUCGUAUCUCCAAAAUAUUUCUUUGCUCAUAAGGUGCGGGCAAUUCAAAACUUCCACGCCAUAUUAUUUCUAACUUUAUUGCACAUGGUUAGAUACGUCUCGUCAGCUAAAUUCGAGUAUAUGUUUUAGGCUCUGGAAACACUCCUGGAGCGAAAAAUGUGCGAAAAACCUGGAAAUAUGACGGUGGUCCAAAAACCGGUUUUUGUACAGUAAAACUGAUUGUACUAUGACGUUUUCGAACUCCGCAACUCUUUUUUUCGAGUUCUACGUGAAAAACUGAAUAGGGAAAGACUAUUUUCCUAUCCGACAACUUUAAUUUUGUUCGAAUUUUUUCGUUUGAAAAAUUACCGAGAUUUUCACCUAAAACUAAAAAUUAACUGAAAAUAUUGAAGUACACAUGAUGCGACUCAGUUUUUGAUUCUGAUUCCGAAUACGAUAUUCUUAUUGCUCAAAAGUUGAGUUCUGAUCGAGAAAACUGAGAAUUACGGACAUAAUUCCAACUGUUUCGCCUCUGAUUUAUGAAAGAGGGCAAGAAGAACACCGAGAGAAUAUUAAUAAAGUAAAUAAAGGUCCUGCUCCUACACAAUUAAAAUCUCUGUUAGCAGACCAUUAUGCGUUUGGCGACAAUUGUAAUACUGACUUU